AUGGCGACUUUGGCUCCAAAACCGAGUUUAGGUACUACUUUAAGACCUCGUGCUAGUACAAUUGGAAAUAUUCAAGUUCCACCUCAGAUUCAGAUAGCUGCGGCCCUGGUAUCUCCAGGAAACGUAGGCGCAUCCCCAGGUGAACAUACGAGGCUUCCAAAAGAAAAAGAUCAAAGACGACUGCCUCAACCAUAUCCACAUCUACAAUUAUUAUCAGAACAAGAUAAUGAACAUGAACAUGAGAUCCCACAAUUUUCUGUUGUGGUUGAUGGUGAAGACAGGCGUGCAUCAAGACCAUCAUCAUCCAAUAUUGGAGUAGUCGAUAUAGUUG
This is a messenger RNA of Dentiscutata heterogama, 331 nucleotides long. The record is from the annotation of a GenBank genome assembly. NCBI's taxonomy places the organism in Eukaryota, Fungi, Glomeromycota, Glomeromycetes, Diversisporales, Gigasporaceae.